Molecule: messenger RNA, 721 nt
Organism: Erigeron canadensis
Lineage: Eukaryota; Viridiplantae; Streptophyta; Magnoliopsida; Asterales; Asteraceae
Product: 40S ribosomal protein S15a-like
Exons: 4
Coding region: 111-503 (130 amino acids)
Biological process (GO): translation
Cellular component (GO): ribosome; cytosolic small ribosomal subunit
Molecular function (GO): structural constituent of ribosome
Source: RefSeq, a predicted model, not a curated record
ACCCUAAUCCAUCUUCCCUUCCUUCCCUCCUUCAUAUCUAACACACGCCUGCCAAACACAAACACAAACGGCGCUGCCAUUUUUUCCGCGAGUAUCUUGAAUUUAUCAGGAUGGUGAGAGUUAGUGUUCUGAAUGAUGCUCUUAAGUGUAUGUACAAUGCCGAGAAGAGAGGGAAAAGGCAAGUUAUGAUCAGGCCAUCUUCAAAAGUGAUCAUCAAGUUUCUUAUGGUUAUGCAAAAGCAUGGUUAUAUUGGUGAAUUUGAGUAUGUUGAUGACCACAGAUCUGGUAAGAUUGUGGUUGAAUUGAAUGGGCGUUUGAACAAAUGCGGGGUUAUCAGUCCUCGUUUUGAUGUUGGUGUCAAGGAGAUCGAGCCUUGGACCGCAAGACUUCUUCCUUCCAGACAGUUUGGGUACAUUGUCUUGACCACAUCUGCUGGAAUCAUGGAUCAUGAAGAGGCUAGGAGGAAGAAUGUCGGUGGGAAAGUGCUUGGGUUUUUCUACUAAGGGAGAGUUUAAAGAUAUUUUUGGUAAUGUUUCGUUAGACUAGAGAGUGAAAGAAUGUUUUUUUAUGUUUUGAGACUUGAUGAUCAUGAUUUUGAUUCCAUUUCACUUGUCUUUGUUGUCAUCAUGGUCUUGGCUUUUAAGUUACCGUAUAAUGUAUGUUUUUCCUGGCAUCAACUCUUAUGCUCCUUUUGCAAUUUAAACCAGUUUUUAAUGUGGAA